This is a messenger RNA of Microthlaspi erraticum, 342 nucleotides long. Lineage: Eukaryota; Viridiplantae; Streptophyta; Magnoliopsida; Brassicales; Brassicaceae. The record is from the annotation of a GenBank genome assembly.
AUGGCUGCUCCAACCGCCAUAGGGACACGAGGAACUAUUGGAUCACUUGUACGUAAAGAGAUCGAGUUCUUCAAAAACUUAAAUGCAUGUCCCCAGCUCGAUGCACGAAGAGGCAAUUCCAAAGAAAACACCAACAGGUUUCAACAAAGGGAUCGAUCAUCACGGCUGAGUUCUUGGUUCUCAGGAACUAAUUGGAGAAAGAAGAAGCGGCAGAGUCGUGGUGGCAGUGGCAGGUAUUUACCGAGUAUGUGCUCGGCGGUGGAGGUUUCCGGUGAGAACCGAGUUCCGGGUUUCAACUAUAGGAUCUUGAUGAAGAGUGAUGCGAAGGGCUUGCAUGUCUAG